Molecule: messenger RNA, 2516 nt
Organism: Oncorhynchus tshawytscha (Chinook salmon)
Lineage: Eukaryota; Metazoa; Chordata; Actinopteri; Salmoniformes; Salmonidae
Product: trichohyalin-like
Exons: 1
Coding region: 327-2375 (682 amino acids)
Source: RefSeq, a predicted model, not a curated record
AAUGCGGAAGAAAUAGGAAGGAAGAUGGACAUCUUAAAGAAGGAAAGUUGUGAAAUCAAAAGACUUAGAGAUGAAAUUGACAGUGAAAAGGACCAGCUGAAUGCAAAAUUGCUUGAGUUGGAAAAAAUGCGUGAAGAACUAGAUAGAGAGAAGAAGGAAGUGAACAACAGGAAGGAUGAAACACUGAAAGAGAAAGAUCAGUUGGAAGAGAGGCGAGGUAAGAUAAGUAAGGAGAAAGAGGAAUUGGAUAUCAGUCUAGAACUGAUGAAAAGACAAAGGAAGACUUGACAAGCUUGAAGGCUGAAGCAGAAGCACAGACCGAGCCUAUGGAAAUAGACUGGAAGGAAAAGCUCACGAGGGAAAGACAACAACUUGAAGAUGUAAAGGAGGAGAUACAGAAGGAAAAAGAAGCCUUUGAGAGAAAGAAGGGAUUGACCAUGAAAGAAAGAGAUGAGUUUAAUCUGAUGAAGUCUGAAACCCAGGGACAAUUGGAGGAAAUAGAACAAAACAAACAAGACAUUCGUGUGGAGAAGGAAAAGCUGGAUCAGAUCAAAGCUGAGUUAGAAAGACGGUCUGAAGACGUAAAUCAGGUCAUGGAUGAGACAAGACGGGAGAGGGGGAAGGUUGAAGAACUGGCUAUCCAAACUCAAAAAGAAAGAGAAGAAAUGGUGGGUUUUAUGGAAAAGAACAAACAAAAGCAGAACGAACUGGAACUCAUGAAUGACAAGAUUGAAAGAGAGAAACAAGACAUUGAAGAAAGUCGGGAUGUGCUAACAAAGGAGAGAGAGGAGCUGGAACAAAUGAGGAGUGAGAUACAGCAACAGAGAGAGGAGACAGAAUCUCACAUGGAAGACCAAAGGAAAGAGAAAGAACAUUUGGAACAAAUGACGACGGACAUGAAAAAACAGUUGCUAGAGGUGGAUAAUGACAAGGAAAUGAUAGAAAGCUCAAUGGGUGAACUGAGAGUGAAAGAGGCAGAAAUGGUGAGAGAAAAAGACAACAUGGAUAACAAGAUGGCUAGGCUCAAAGAGGAAGAGGAUGGAAUGCGGGAAGAAAUAGGAAGGAAGAUGGACAUCUUAAAGAAGGAAAGUUGUGAAAUCAAAAGACUUAGAGAUGAAAUUGACAGUGAAAAGGACCAGCUGAAUGCAAAAUUGCUUGAGUUGGAAAAAAUGCGUGAAGAACUAGAUAGAGAGAAGAAGGAAGUGAACAACAGGAAGGAUGAAACACUGAAAGAGAAAGAUCAGUUGGAAGAGAGGCGAGGUAAGAUAAGUAAGGAGAAAGAGGAAUUGGAUAUCAGUCUAGAACUGAUGAAAAGACAAAGGGAAGACUUGACAAGCUUGAAGGCUGAAGCAGAAGCACAGACCGAGCCUAUGGAAAUAGACUGGAAGGAAAAGCUCACGAGGGAAAGACAACAACUUGAAGAUGUAAAGGAGGAGAUACAGAAGGAAAAAGAAGCCUUUGAGAGAAAGAAGGGAUUGACCAUGAAAGAAAGAGAUGAGUUUGAUCUGAUGAAGUCUGAAACCCAGGGACAAUUGGAGGAAAUAGAACAAAACAAACAAGACAUUCGUGUGGAGAAGGAAAAGCUGGAUCAGAUCAAAGCUGAGUUAGAAAGACGGUCUGAAGACGUAAAUCAGGUCAUGGAUGAGACAAGACGGGAGAGGGGGAAGGUUGAAGAACUGGCUAUCCAAACUCAAAAAGAAAGAGAAGAAAUGGUGGGUUUUAUGGAAAAGAACAAACAAAAGCAGAACGAACUGGAACUCAUGAAUGACAAGAUUGAAAGAGAGAAACAAGACAUUGAAGAAAGUCGGGAUGUGCUAACAAAGGAGAGAGAGGAGCUGGAACAAAUGAGGAGUGAGAUACAGCAACAGAGAGAGGAGACAGAAUCUCACAUGGAAGACCAAAGGAAAGAGAAAGAACAUUUGGAACAAAUGACGACGGACAUGAAAAAACAGUUGCUAGAGGUGGAUAAUGACAAGGAAAUGAUAGAAAGCUCAAUGGGUGAACUGAGAGUGAAAGAGGCAGAAAUGGUGAGAGAAAAAGACAACAUGGAUAACAAGAUGGCUAGGCUCAAAGAGGAAGAGGAUGGAAUGCGGGAAGAAAUAGGAAGGAAGAUGGACAUCUUAAAGAAGGAAAGUUGUGAAAUCAAAAGACUUAGAGAUGAAAUUGACAGUGAAAAGGACCAGCUGAAUGCAAAAUUGCUUGAGUUGGAAAAAAUGCGUGAAGAACUAGAUAGAGAGAAGAAGGAAGUGAACAACAGGAAGGAUGAAACACUGAAAGAGAAAGAUCAGUUGGAAGAGAGGCGAGGUAAGAUAAGUAAGGAGAAAGAGGAAUUGGAUAUCAGUCUAGAACUGAUGAAAAGACAAAGGAAGACUUGACAAGCUUGAAGGCUGAAGCAGAAGCACAGACCGAGCCUAUGGAAAUAGACUGGAAGGAAAAGCUCACGAGGGAAAGACAACAACUUGAAGAUGUAAAGGAGGAGAUACAGAAGGAAAAAGAAGCCUUUGAGAGAAAGAAGG